This is a messenger RNA of Guillardia theta CCMP2712, 303 nucleotides long. RefSeq lists its product as hypothetical. Gene Ontology annotation, molecular function: protein binding. The transcript has a single exon. The record is from RefSeq and is a predicted model, not a curated record. The annotation marks the transcript as partial. NCBI's taxonomy places the organism in Eukaryota, Cryptophyceae, Pyrenomonadales, Geminigeraceae. Gene Ontology annotation, cellular component: cytoplasm; nucleus.
AUGCAGGACGCGUGCCGCAAGGGCGAUCUCCGAGCCGUUAGUGAGCUGCUCAAUAACGAUCCGGAGCUCGUUCAUGAGAGGGACAACAUCGGUACCACUCCUCUCCACCGAGCUGCAGCUGGGGGCUUCCUGGAGAUCUGCACUGUCCUGCUUGAGCACAAGGCGGAUGUGAAUGCAGUGGACAAGUACAAUGACACGCCUCUCAAGAAAGCAGCUUACCGGGGGAACGUCAACAUAGUCGUCCACCUUUCCCUGCAUGGCGCCGACAUGAACCACCCGGACGGCUCCGGCAAGCUUCCCUUG